Messenger RNA from Exaiptasia diaphana, 1799 nucleotides. RefSeq lists its product as uncharacterized. Bases 37 to 963 code for a protein of 308 amino acids. The transcript is spliced from 5 exons. The record is from RefSeq and is a predicted model, not a curated record. NCBI's taxonomy places the organism in Eukaryota, Metazoa, Cnidaria, Anthozoa, Actiniaria, Aiptasiidae.
CUGACAAACCCUGACACCCCUGACAAACCCGAUGCCAUGCAGACAAGAGUGCUUGAUGAGUGCACCAUGCCGUUUGUCCUGGAUGAUGCAGGGAGAACGACGGAAGAGCGAAAGAAGCUAGUAGAUCUCCUACUGGACAUAUUCAAUGGGGGAGGCAUUGCCAACUGUAACAGAGUUAGCAAAAGCACAACAUCGCCAAUAAUCACAAUGAAUGAUUGGAUAUUGGCUGACUUAUAUAUUGAUAGAGCUGUCAUUUCAAGAGCCACCCUUAUUCCAUUUGUGAAAGUUACAAGAAAUCCUGUGGACAUUCAGGGGGGAUUUGAGAAGGAACUGGAUGAAGCAAUGAAAAAUGCAUCCCAGUCUAUUGGUCAAUUGAUAAAAUUUGGGGAAGAACUGAGACAUAGCGAGAACUACUUUCAAACAGAUUUGGUGCCAUUUUUGCAACAAAUGAUUAGUGAUGACAGGCUUCUACAAACCUAUGGCAUAUCUCUAUUUGCUGCAGAAAAGGUACUUGAAUUUGCUGAAUACCCUGAGGAAACUACCAAUCUCAGGAAGUACUUUAGAGAAGUCAUCUGUCCAUUUGGCAUUCUGCCAUACCAAGCUGGCGAGGAAUGCUGUGGAACCAAUCAUCUGAUGUUCUUGGAACAAGCGUUACAAGUUUUAUCAGAGUGGAGCCCUGAAAAGGUCAAAACCAUUCUCAUAUCAAACUCCAACUGGAAAAACAAACAAGAUAUGGUGCCAGCAAUUGCCAUCAGACUGAAGGAAUGCCUGGAUGAACUUGCCAAAGGACAAUACAAACAUCUACCAGAGAGUGUGAUCAGAAAAGGCAUCAGAGAGUUUGACCUUGGGGCAACAACAAAUACGUCACAAUGGUUUCUCAAACGAGAUGCAACUUGUGGGUAUACAGUACAAUACAAAGAUGAAACAGCGAAUGAUGAAACACGAAAGUCCAGCAAGCACUGAGACAGUGGAGGAACAACACAGCACUCAUGACACAGUGGAGGAACAACACAGCACUUGUAAUGUGCCACUAAGGCUAUAAAACUGUUCCACAAAGGAUACAAACUACACAACACACUAGUCGCUUGAACACACGUUUACUCAACGUUCUUGUCACGUGAUUACACAGGUAACCCGAAACACUACAUUCCCUCCUUUUCUUCAAAGGAAUGCAUAUGACAAAAUUACAUCAUGGUUUCCAAUAUAACUAAAACAUAAUCAAUGUUAAUAUCAAGAGUUCAAUGUUUCAUGGUAAUAAUAAGGAUAUCAAAGUUCAGUGUUCCAUAGUAAUAAAGGUAUCAAUAACAACAGUUCAAAAAGUUCCCUUGAUUCCUUGGUAUAAGUAUCUUCUAUUUCAUAACAAAGUCUUUAAAAUGGUCUGGAGUCUUGGUGACUCUUUCUGAUCUUCUGCUUGGUGCAGGUACAGGUUGACUAUCCUCACUUGGACUUUGGUUUGCCAUCUCUUGGCUUUCCUUGGGACUCAACGACUGUGGCUCUGCAGUAGGUUGAUGGUCUUGUUCAUCCCCCCGUUGGUAUUUCUACAGGUGUUUCAAUUGGUUCAGCUUGGUUGGGUUGAUUGUAUUUCUUAACAUGACCAAUGUUCCUCUUGCAGAUAACCCCUUGAGGUGAACACAAGUGAAGCUGGUCUCCAUACCGGGCUGUAAUUUUGUAUGGAUUCUCUUCAUAAGCUGGUGUUAACUUAUUUUCCUUCCUCUUCUCCAAAAGAACAAGGUCACCUGUUUGUAGUUCUCCAACUUGAAAGGGUCUGUUUCUCUUGUCUACAUGAUCAGCAAUUGCUU